AUGACGCAGUCGCCGGCGUCCACUGCAGUCUCCGACUCUGGGAUGCUGGGCCGCCGCCUCGCGCUGCUCCCGGCGGCGACCGUCGCGCGCGGGGGCACGACGACGCGGGCGCGGAUGACGGUGGGGUGCGUGCUGGUCGACCACGUGGCGCCGCGGCUCGCGGUGGCCUCGGCCGCGCUCGUGGGUGCCCGGGAGGUGAUCGCGGCGGCUGCCGCCGCGGGCGCGGGGGGAAGCGGCGCGGCGCACGGCGCCGUGGCGUCGACGCUCGCGCAGGUCGCCGUCACGGCCGUGGCGAUUGCAUCGGGGGCGUGCCUCUCAACCAAGGUCGACUUCCUCUGGCCUCGCAUCGAGCAGUUGCCAGAUACUCUUAUAUUUGAAGGAGUGGAGGUGACAGGAUACCAGAUAUUUGAGGAUCCAAAGGUGCAGAAAGCAAUAGAAUUUGCUAGUACAGCCCACCUUGGGCAAUUUAGGAGAACAGGAGAUCCAUAUGUUACACACUGCAUACAUACUGGAAAAAUUUUAGCUGCCUUGGUUCCAUCAACUGGAGAAAGAGCUGUUAACACAGUUGUGGCUGGCAUUCUUCACGAUGUUGUUUGUGAUACAUCAGAGAGCUUGAAGAGCAUAGAAGAGCAGUUUGGGGAUGAUGUUGCUAGUUUGGUAUCUGGUGUAUCAAAAUUAAGCUACAUAAACCAGCUACUUCGCAGGCAUCGACAAAAAAAUACCGGUGGGAGCACUCUUACUUCAGAAGAAGCAAAUAAUCUACGUGUUAUGUUAUUGGGGAUGGUUGAUGAUCCUCGUGUGGUGCUCAUCAAGCUGGCAGAUCGCUUGCACAAUAUGCGGACAAUUUAUGCUCUUCCUGUACCUAAAGCUGAAGCUGUUGCUCAAGAGACAUUGGCUGUCUGGUGCUCACUUGCUUCUCGAUUGGGAGUCUGGGCUUUGAAAGCUGAGCUGGAAGAUUUAUGCUUUGCUGUCCUUCAGCCUCAAAUCUUCAAGAAAAUACGAUCUGAACUUACUUUAAUGUGGAGUCGUACUGGAAAAUCUAAAAAUAUGAGAAGAUCAUCAUUUCGAAACGAAUUGCUUGCCUCAAUGAAAGAUGGGCAUAUGACGUCCAUCAAUGAUUUGUUUAGUUUGUGCAACCAAGAAAAACCAAAUAUGAAGGACCUAUUGCAGGCAGUUUUGCCAUUUGACAUCUUUUUGGAUCGGAAGAGGCGUUCAUACUUCCUUAGCAAUCUCAAUAGUAAUUCUGGAGAAUCUAUACCAAAUCCUAAGAUAGUUGACGAUGCUGCUGUUGCAUUAGCAUCUUUAGCAUCUUGUGAGGAAGAACUUGAGCGAGAAUUACUCAUAUCAACAUCGUACAUACCUGGGAUGGAAGUGACUUUGUCGAGUAGACUCAAGAGCUUGUACAGUUUCUACUGCAAGAUGAAAAGAAAAGAUAAAGGACUUAGGCAAGUGUAUGAUGCUCGUGCAUUGAGGGUGAUUGUCGGAGACAAAAAUGGUGCCAUGCAUGGACCUGCUGUCCGGAGUUGUUACAGCAUCCUUGAUAUAGUACACAGGCUAUGGACUCCAAUUGAUGGGGAGUUUGAUGACUACAUUAUCAAUCCUAAGGGUAGCGGUUACCGAUCACUCCACACAGCAGUUCAGGCAUCUGAUAGCUCACCACUGGAGGUCCAGAUUAGAACCCAGCGAAUGCAUGAGUAUGCAGAACAUGGACUUGCUGCUCAUUGGCUGUAUAAGGAGAGCAAAGUUGAGUACAGAAGUAGCAUGAGUAAGAGAAUAAGCCAAAGUACAUCAUAUUCAUCGAGUUCUUCAGAAGAUGAAAUCUCUAUACAGGAUGAUAUCCCAUCAAAGUACAGUUCUAUGAAAGUGGGGCAUCCAGUGCUAAGAAUUGAAGGUAGUGACUUACUAGCAGCUGUCAUAGUCAGUAUAGAUAAAGGAGGAAAGGAAUUGAUUGUUGCUGUAAGUUUUAGUCUUGAAGCUUCUGAAGCUGUAGCUGAGCUAAGGUCAUCUUUUCAGUUGAAGCGUUGGGAAGCCUAUGCUAGGCUUCAUAAAAAGGUUUCUGAAAAGUGGUGGUGUGCACCUGGACAUGGUGACUGGUCAACAAAUCUGGAGAGGUACACACUAUGCCAGGAUGGAAUAUUUCAUAAGCAAGACCAAUUUGGGAGACUUUUACCUACAUUUCUUCAAAUAAUUGAUUUGACGGAAGAGGAAGAGGAAGAGUAUUGGAUGGUUGUAUCUGCCAUAUUCGAGGGCAAAGAAACUUGCAGUCUACCAUCUGAAUUGAGUUAUGCUGAUAAAUCAUCAUCUGAACCUCCAAGUUCUACUCCAUUAAGUGAUCCCAUUAACAAUAAGGUGCAUUUGCUCAGAACCAUGCUUCAAUGGGAGGAGCAAGUUCGCCGUGGCGCAUCUUUGGCAGGGAAAAGUCUCGGUGUAAACACCUGCACAAAACCAAUCCUGCGUGAGGUGGCCAUAAUAUUCUGGCCUAAUGGCAAGAUUAUGAGAAUGAGCACUGGUAGCACAGCUGCUGACGCUGCUAGAAGAAUGGGCGUUGAAGGGAAGCUGCUUUGGGUUAAUGGCCAAGUAGUGCUACCCCAAACAGAGCUCAAGGAUGGGGAUAUAGUUGAAGUGAGGGUAUAG
Miscanthus lutarioriparius is the source of this 2634-nucleotide messenger RNA. The record is from the annotation of a GenBank genome assembly. NCBI's taxonomy places the organism in Eukaryota, Viridiplantae, Streptophyta, Magnoliopsida, Poales, Poaceae.